AUGGAUCAGCAACAGCACCAGGAGCGGCCGCGGGAGGUGUACCGGGAGUGCAUGCGCAACCACGCGGCGAAGCUCGGGACAUACGCUUCCGACGGAUGCUGCGAGUACACCCCCGACGACGGCCAGCCCGCAGCGAUGCUCUGCGCCGCCUGCGGCUGCCACCGCAACUUCCACCGGAAGGCGUUCCUGGACGCCGCGGCGGGGGCGCACGGCGGCGGCGGCGGCGGCGCGCACGGCGCAAUGCUGCCCUCCCACGGCGUGUCCCCGGGCUACGGCAUGCACCACAUGGCGAUUACCAUGGGCGGUGACGCCGGCGGCGCGCACGGCGGCUCCGGGGACAGCAGGCGCCGGACGCGGACCAAGUUCACGGAGGAGCAGAAGGAGCGCAUGGCGCGGUUCGCGGAGCGGCUCGGCUGGCGGAUGCCCAAGCGGGAGCCCGGCCGCGCGCCGGGGGACGACGAGGUGGGCCGCUUCUGCCGGGAGAUCGGGGUCGCCAGGCAGGUCUUCAAGGUAUGGAUGCACAACCACAAGGCUGGUGGUGGCGGCAGCGGGGGCGCGGGCGUCGGUGGAGCCGCGCAGACUUCGUCGUCCACGACGCGUGGCGGCGGCGGCGGCGGUGGCGUUGUUGGAGGAGGCGGGAGCAUGUCUCCGGCGAUGGGCACCGAUAUCGAGGACGACGAGGAGGUGAGGGGCAGCGAGAUGUGCAUGUAG
This is a messenger RNA of Miscanthus lutarioriparius, 711 nucleotides long. The record is from the annotation of a GenBank genome assembly. Lineage: Eukaryota; Viridiplantae; Streptophyta; Magnoliopsida; Poales; Poaceae.